CUGCCUCUGCCUCCUGAGUGCUGGGAUUAAAGGCAUGUGCCACCAACGCCCGGCAGCUACCAUUUUUUUUUAACACUCAAACCUCAAUAUGAAUAGGUGAUUAUACUAUAAACAUCUUUCAUGUGAUUAUUAUUAUUUUUGCAGUUGGGUGGGUGACUCAGGUAAUCUUAGCUCUCAUAGCUGAGGCAGGAGGACUGCUUGAAGUUGAAAGCUAAUCUGAGCUACAAAGUUAGACCCUUGUUUUGAAACAGACACAAGCUAGGUAUAGUGGGUACAAUGACAUCCUGUCUGCAAAAAUAAAAAAGAAAUUCCAUAGCUUUUGUCAAUAUUGAAGUCUGGGAAGUUUAAAAAAAAAGUGGUAUGAGACAAAGAAUAAAGUGUGUUACGACAAAUCUUACUCUGUUGGUAGAAUUCAGCGAGCUUUUAUUAGAUCUUCAUGGCUCUUUGGUAUGAGAGGGGUGAGUUUCAUUCCCUUUCCCUACCCCACCCCAAAGUAGAAUGUUAGUAUAGUGUUGCUGAUUGUUGUGGGAAUCAGCUUGCAUGCAUUGUGCUGGGAUACUUGUGAGAGGUGUUCAAGUCUUGGUAAGAGUGUGUUGUGAUUGACUGCUUUAUGUGCUUGUUUAUUUUCAUAGCAUUUAAAUCAAGCGGUAUUGAAAUGGAUUGGGUUAUGAAACAUAAUGGUCCAAAUGACGCUAGUGAUGGGACAGUGCGACUUCGAGGAUUGCCAUUUGGUUGCAGCAAAGAGGAAAUAGUUCAGUUUUUCCAAGGGUUGGAAAUCGUGCCAAAUGGGAUAACAUUGACGAUGGACUACCAGGGGAGAAGCACAGGGGAGGCCUUCGUGCAGUUUGCUUCAAAGGAGAUAGCAGAAAAUGCUCUGGGGAAACACAAGGAAAGAAUAGGGCACAGGUAUAUUGAGAUCUUCAGGAGUAGCAGGAGUGAAAUCAAAGGAUUUUAUGAUCCACCAAGAAGAUUGCUGGGACAGCGACCAGGACCAUAUGAUAGACCAAUAGGAGGAAGAGGGGGUUAUUAUGGAGCUGGGCGUGGAAGUAUGUAUGACAGAAUGCGACGAGGAGGUGAUGGAUAUGAUGGUGGCUAUGGAGGUUUUGAUGACUAUGGUGGCUAUAAUAAUUAUGGCUAUGGAAAUGAUGGCUUUGAUGACAGGAUGAGAGAUGGAAGAGGCAUGGGAGGACAUGGCUAUGGUGGAGCUGGUGAUGCAAGUUCAGGUUUCCAUGGUGGUCAUUUUGUGCAUAUGAGAGGGCUGCCUUUUCGUGCAACAGAAAAUGAUAUUGCUAAUUUCUUCUCACCACUCAAUCCAAUACGAGUUCAUAUUGACAUUGGAGCCGAUGGCAGAGCAACAGGAGAGGCAGAUGUAGAGUUUGUGACACAUGAAGAUGCAGUGGCUGCCAUGUCUAAAGAUAAAAACAACAUGCAACAUCGAUAUAUUGAACUCUUCUUGAAUUCCACCCCUGGAGAUGGCUCUGGAAUGGGAGGUUCUGGAAUGGGAGGCUAUGGCAGAGAUGGAAUGGAUAAUCAAGGUGGAUAUGGAUCUGUUGGGAGAAUGGGAAUGGGGAACAACUACAGUGGAGGAUAUGGCACUCCUGAUGGCUUGGGAGGUUACGGUCGUGGUGGUGGAGGCGGUGGAGGUUACUAUGGGCAAGGUGGAAUGAGUGGAGGUGGAUGGCGUGGGAUGUACUGAGAUCACUUCCAACGUACAAGCCCUAACAACAUCGGUCUACUAGACUUUCUUACAGAUUGAAUUUCUUUUGUAUUUCAAGAACUUUAUAAUGACUGAAGGAAUGUGUUUUCAAAAUAUUUGGUUAAAGCAACAGAUUGUGAUGGGAAAAUCUGUUUUCUGUAGGUUUUAUUUGUUGCAUACUUUGACUUAAAAUAAAUUUUUAUAUUGAAACCACUGAUGUUGCUACUUUUUAUAUAUAGGUACUCUUAAAGAUGUGCUGCCUUCAUAAGAUUUGGGAUGAUGUAUUUUACUGUUAGCUCUACAAAAGGUAGCAUACCAGUGUUAGAGGACAAGUCUAAGCAGACAUUUGGAAUAGAGCUUGAGUAGUUAGCUAACUUUCUGUCCUGGACACAAUGUAAAUAAAAAGCCUAAAGAUGUGUUCAGGUGGCUUCAGGAAUUUAAGUUCAGCUAAUUCUGUAUUCCCUUUUCAGUCUCAUUUAUCAAGCAUAGCUCUGAAUAAUUUAAGAGUCAUCUGAAUUCUAAAUAGUCACAAUUGUGUUAUGAAUUAUGAACCCAAGAGGGUGAGAGUAUCAGUUGAAAAUACAGCCCUAGAUUUUAAAAUUCUCAUAGCACUUGACCAAGAUACCAAAAAUGUUUCCAAAAUUUGAGUUUGUUGGAGUAGCUAAGAGUCAGGAAGAGCUUAGUGUGUAAAUACACGGGUAUUUACUAUGAUAGAUGUACUCUUAUGUUCUCACCCUAGAAAAAGUGUUUAAUUGUGUAAAUGUCUACAUUUAGGAAAAUGUAACAAUGCUGCAGCUGGAUUUUGCAUUUGAUACUGACAUUAUUUCAUUUCUGUGUAAGCAAGGAGAAGGUGCUUUCUAAUCUUAACACUUUGAUCAAUGUGGCUUUUCCCCAAAUUGGCUAAUGGAUCAAAUUGAAACCUGUCAAUGUGAACUCAGUUAUUCAACUUGUUACUUGUUUUUUGCUAGAAAUGUUAUUCAUGUAAUAAAUAUCAACAUGGGAGAUAAA
Messenger RNA from Mesocricetus auratus (golden hamster), 2704 nucleotides. It is a transcript of the gene Hnrnph3, whose product is annotated as heterogeneous nuclear ribonucleoprotein H3. Lineage: Eukaryota; Metazoa; Chordata; Mammalia; Rodentia; Cricetidae. The coding region runs from base 611 to 1696 and encodes 361 amino acids. Gene Ontology annotation, molecular function: RNA binding. The record is from RefSeq and is a predicted model, not a curated record. Gene Ontology annotation, biological process: regulation of RNA splicing. Gene Ontology annotation, cellular component: ribonucleoprotein complex; nucleoplasm. The transcript has 9 exons.